AUGGGUUAAUUAUUUAUUACUUUUGGAAAAAUAAAGCAUUCAACAACCUUGAAUCAGGAGUUAGUUGCAUUUUAGUGAAAAAAUGCUUAUUUUUAUGUUUAGGUCAACAAGCCCUCUAUUUUUUUUCGUCUGGUCCUCUAUUUUUCUUCCUGUGGUGCUUACAUCGGCAAUAACUUUAUGCGGUUAUUUGUACAAAUAUCAAUGGUCGAUUUUUCAAUGUUGUGCAUAUGUAGACGUUGAUGAUUGUACUCACAUUGGUAGCUGUCAAUCAGCAAUUGAUUUAACAAAACUCUUUUUACAAAAUACGACAUAUUAUGAAAAAAAUCAAAUUCGUUUGUUGUUAAAAAUUGAAGAUGAGUUUAAACGUACAAUAAAUUCAACAAUGAAAAACUUAUUAACAACAACAACAGCACAGGGAUGCCAAAAUUCAUUUUUCUCGUUGAUCUAUGACCUUGCUGAAAUGAAUUUGUGUUUAAGGCGAAUUCAAGCAACAAUGUUAGAUAUUCAUAAAGAAUUUAUUCACUCAGUUGAAAAAGCAAUGGAAUUAUAUAAUCAAUUAUUUGAUGAGAAUUCAAAUGGAGAAUUCCCAUCCUGUAUAACAAAAUCACCUCUAUUGCGCAAUUCACUUCACUCCAACUCAUCACUUGUUAAUUCAACUGUAUUCUCAAUUGUACAUCACCAAACGUCAUUACCAAAAUGGUAUAUUGUUGUACUGGUUAUGUCACUUGUCAUCUCUUUAUUUUCAAUAUUUUCUACAUGUAUUUAUUUAUAUAAAAAGGUUUUACCAUUUUUUCAAAAUUGUCGUCAAAAUGAUCAUGAGAAUCAUAAUCAUAAUUUAGGGCUCUUUUCAUUAUAUGAUAAAAAUGAUGAAAGUCAUGUUUAAGUGUUAUAUAUAAACAUAUUGUACACAUUUUUUAUAUUUGUAGAUAAAGAUACUUUUUCCUUUAUGAAAAAUAUAUUCGUACAACGAGGUUAAAAUUGGGCCCUAAAAAGCAGUUUCGACAAAUACACACUAUUUUAGCUUUUACAAACAAACGAGAUAGCGUAUUCAACCAAACCUGUUUUAAAAUAAUGGUGUACAGAAAGUUAUGAGAAAAAGGAUAGAAAACAAGAUUACACUGAUGUUUGACAAGUAUUUGUUUUUUUAAAUGCAGUAUGUGUCAAGUCUUCUCUCUGAAAAAUUUUUAAGAACAGCUGCGAAAUGUUUUCAAAUCGGUGAUAUAUUGAAAUAGAGCAAAAUUUUGCAGUAAGUGUCAGAAUUAUCAAACGAAAACCAAUGAAAGGCUUCCUGAAAGGAAUAAAGGUAAUUUAUUUACAUCCUUGGUAUCAAAAGAAACAAGUACAUUGUCUUAUAGCGGAAGAUUACAAGAGCACAACAAAAUUAUUACUUACCACUUCAUUGCGCCAUGUUUUACCCGG
Messenger RNA from Didymodactylos carnosus, 1419 nucleotides. Lineage: Eukaryota; Metazoa; Rotifera; Eurotatoria; Philodinida; Philodinidae. The record is from the annotation of a GenBank genome assembly.